Messenger RNA from Dromiciops gliroides (monito del monte), 4749 nucleotides. It is a transcript of the gene UNC119, whose product is annotated as unc-119 lipid binding chaperone. Gene Ontology annotation, cellular component: spindle pole; spindle midzone; intercellular bridge. The transcript is spliced from 5 exons. Gene Ontology annotation, molecular function: lipid binding. The coding region runs from base 109 to 786 and encodes 225 amino acids. The record is from RefSeq and is a predicted model, not a curated record. Gene Ontology annotation, biological process: visual perception; negative regulation of clathrin-dependent endocytosis; mitotic cytokinesis. NCBI's taxonomy places the organism in Eukaryota, Metazoa, Chordata, Mammalia, Microbiotheria, Microbiotheriidae.
GCUGGGCUGGACUGAGCGGAGUAGAUCGUGCAGCCUCCCCUUCCCCGCCGGGCGGGCGCCGGACGGCCGCGGCGCUGCGAGGGAAAGCCGGGGGCCGGGAGCAGGGCCAUGAAGGUGAAGAAGGGUGGCGGAGGAGCCGGGGCCUCGGCCGGGUCGGAGCCGGGGCCGGGGGCCACGGGCUCCAAGGACGACGAACCGGAAUCGGAGCCGGAGCCCCCGGCGCUCCGGGGGAAGGCGCUGAUCGGGCCGGAGGAUGUGCUGGGGCUCCAGCGCAUCACGUGCGAUUACCUCUGCUCUCCUGAGGAGAACGUCUACAAAAUUGAUUUCACCAGAUUUAAGAUUCGGGACAUGGAGUCGGGCACUGUCCUUUUUGAGAUCAGCAAGCCUCCGGCUUCGGAGCGGGACCUUAGCGACAAGCGGGACGUGGACCCCAAUGCUGGCCGCUUUGUCCGCUACCAGUUCACCCCAGCCUUCCUCCGCCUGCGGCAGGUUGGAGCCACUGUGGAGUUCACGGUGGGAGACAAGCCCAUCAAUAAUUUCCGGAUGAUUGAGAGGCACUACUUUCGGAACCAACUUCUCAAGAGCUUUGACUUCGAAUUUGGUUUCUGCAUCCCCAGAAGCAAGAACACCUGUGAACACAUCUAUGAGUUUCCCGCCCUGUCGGAGGAGCUAAUCAAUGAGAUGAUCCGCCACCCCUACGAGACACAGUCGGACAGUUUUUACUUUGUAGACAACAAGCUGGUGAUGCACAACAAGGCAGAUUAUUCGUACAGCGGGGGGCCGUGACCUCCCCCAAACCAAGGCUCUUUUUGGCCUCCAACUCUCCCUCCACCCCAGCUCCUGGCCCCGCCCUCCUUCAAGCAGAUGGUGUGAUUUGCUCCCUACUGCCUGGGGAGUGUGGGGGUGGGUCCCACCUUGUCAUAUAUCCCCUCUGCUGAAAGUCAUGGGGAUCCCCAAGGUCCCUGAGUGAGAAAUGGAGUCUGUCUCCAUCUCAGAGGCAUCUCUCUCCUCCUAUCUCAAUUGCUUGCCUCUUCCUGGAUGCUAGCCAGAUGCAUUUGUUGGGGUCUCAGAUUCUAGUUUGGGGAAGAUAGGCAUGUCCUCCUCUUCCAGGAAGGCCUUGGUGAGGGGGGAGGUUGAGAGGAGGUCAUUGGGCAAGGAUCUAGGAUAUUUAGGAGAUUCCAGGCAUUGGAGAAGUUCUGCUGAGCUCUCUUUACCUAGGGUAGCAGGAUGGGGGGGGGCCAUAGGGGUAACGGUCCCAUUCUAACCUGGUAGGGGGAGAGUUGGAAACAGUAGCAGCCUGCCCCCCUCCAUUAAUAACUCCACUUCCUACCUUUCUUGUUCUUCCGCUCCCACCCCAGGGUCUUCCCAGGGAAGGGGCCAGAGUCUGUUUGCGUUAAAUCUCUUAAGUCUUUCUCGUUGUCUAGUUGCUUUGGGGGAAGCACCUCCAGGCAGACCUGCUCCCUGGGCAGCCCAAGUCUGCCCAUCUCAGCCCCUCCAUCGCCAGGGGCGUCUCUGUCAUUCCUGUCCUUUUGGACCCAAUGUAGGGGUUACCCUUCCCUUCUCCGAGCACCUUGAGGCUCUCAGGGGUGGUGAUGGUGGUGGGGCUUAGAUGGAAUUUCUCCCCUGGAGGCCCCAAUUUGGAAGGUGCCCUCCCUAAGGAGGGCAUGAGCCUGGCCUUGACAGGAGGUACCUUAUCUAAGGAGGGGCACUGAGUCAGGCUCUGGUAGUCCGGGGCCUAAGGCCUCGAUUGUCUCCUCUUGGGUGGUCAAAGUGAGCUUUGAGGGUUAGUCAGGAGUGGCAGAGGUCACGCCUGGCCCGGGGUGGGAGCCUAUCAAGUGGGUUUCUGAUAACAAACUGCCAUCCCUCAGUGACUGCUCUUCCCUGGGAUUUUGAGAUUUUCCCUCCCAAAGAUGGGAAGCAGUGCUGCUCCCCCCCGCCCCCCCCCUCCUUCCAGCUCACUGCCCACAGCCUGGAUCAUAGUAUCUCUGUUCUAGGACUGGAUGGGACCUCAGGCCAUUGAGUCCAACGUUCUCAUUUUACAAGUCAAGAAACUGAGCCACCUUCUGAACCUGCUGUUAAGGGAGGGUCAGGCUGGAUGCAAAGCUUGAGGGGGGUUUCAGGGGGGGGAGGGCCAGGUUGCAUAUAGCCCAGCCUGACUGUAUAGAGAUUUCUGUAGGCCGCUGGAGUGAGUGAUGAGGAUGAAGUAGGGUCUGUGUGUGCAUAAGCCAUGAAGGUGAGGACUGACUAGCCCUGCAUUCAUUUCUGCCACACUCUUUCUACUGGGACUUGUAUCCUGGGUGCCUGGGUGCACAGAGAUGGAGAAGAGGUAGGACCCUUUGAAGCCAAACCCCCUUUCAUUUUACAACAAGGAAAACUGAGGCCAGGAGAGGCAAAAUGAUCCACAGUUAGACCCGGGGUAGACUCCAGUCUGCUGUAGUUGUUCCUCCCCUUGUGCUUCCUGCCCAAGGCCUCUCCCCUCUUUAUUCAUGGGGUACCUCUCCCAGAAGGGGGCUGGGCUGGCUGCAGAUCACCCCUGAGAGCCCUUGGCCUCCUCUGGGAUUCUGCCCGCCCCUGGGCACAGCUGAAGAGGGUCAGUUUGUCUUGGCCUUGCCUUUUUCCUAAUUCUCUUCCCAGACUCUCUCCCCGCCCAAGUGCCAAGCACUGGGCAAAGUGCUGGGAGUUACAAGGACAAUCAGGCUUAGAUCCUUUUUGACCUCCUGGGGCUUAAGUUCUGAUAGGAGAAGACUACCCAGAAAGGAGUGCUUUGGGCAGGGUGCAGUAGGAGGGAAUGGUGAUUGGAGUCACCAGGGAAAUGAUCCGGAUGCAUCAUUCCAGAAAAAAAAAAUCUACCUUCCUUCCCUGGGGUAUCUGCUUUUCCGUAGAAGACUCUCAUAGAUCCAAAGAGGAGUCCGGAUAAGAAGGGUAUUUCAGGCACUGCAACCUGGGGAGGGAGAUAUUUUGGGUAAUGAGAGGAUUUCUCCAUCUCUUCCAUCUAUUGUACCAUGAAGGUGGGUGCUGGCCUGCAAGGCCAACUCGGAUCAUUUCAGCGUGGGGCUGAACAAUUCAUCCUGAACCCAGGCGACCUAGAAAGAGUAGGAGGGAAGGGGAAAAUGAUACCUGCGAUAAAAAAAAGAAAUCCCUUGUGUGCCCGGGAUUGUCAAUCCCUGGCUCUAACAACCUGCAAAACUGAAGGAGAGGGUUUAGUUGGUGCAAUUUAGCUCCACCGAGAACAGCAGUGGGAGAGUGGGCUGAAACCAAGGAUGACUUCCUAAGGUUAUAGGCGAGAAUCAGACAAUAACAAACUUGUUGGCAUUGUAGAGGGCAUUGGGGAAAGAGCCAGGAGUGUGUGUGUGUGUGUGUGUGUGUGUGUGUGUGUGUGUGUGUGUGUGGUGGCAGUGAAUGAAUUGGGAGAAGGGAACAUGUUCAUCUGCCCUUUGGUUCAUGGCAGACAAAGGCAGUAUUGUAAGAACUAGUAGGCUGUCUCUGGAGUCAAGAAUUUGGGUUCAAACUCAACCUUCGCAAUUACCUGCGUGACCUCCCUGGGACUCAGUUUCCCCAUCUGUACAAUGAGGUUGGACUUGAUGGCUUCUGAGGUCCUUUCCAGCUCUGGAUCUAUCUAUUAUCCUUCUGGGCACAAAAGCAAAGCCUUAGUUUCCCAAUCCCAAGUAUGAGCGGUGGGUGGUUAGCAAGGUGUGUGUGUGUGUGUGUGUGUGUGUGUGUGUGUGUGUGUGUGUGUGUGUGUGAAGUCUCUCCUGUUUGGGUCUGCGGUGUGUGUGUGUGCGUUUUCUAAUCCAUUCAACAAAUGUUUAUCAAACAGUCCCAGUGUUCCAGACAUUGGUGACACUGAGAUGAAAGUGAUCUAUCUGUUCCCUGCCCUCAAAGAGCUUCCUUUCUACUUGGGAGAUAUUUCAAAUACACAGAAAAGUAAAUACAAAGGACUUGGGGAAGGGGCACAGUUCACGUCUCCCUGAGGGGUGUAUGGGUAUGUUUUCAGAGGAGGAAAGUAUCUUAUAACAAUCUUAGGUAACAUAUGGCUUGAAGGUUUUGAAGCGCUGUACAUUGAUUAUCUCAUUUGAUCUAGGUAGGGUCCAGGAUGGGAUGACACCUCUAAUGGGCUGGGAGCAAGAGGGAGAGAGCCUCUAGGUUGGAGGGGCCUAGAUCCUAGUCCAGAGGACCUGGCCCUGGGGCUGGGGCUAGGGAGUACCAUGGGGAUGAUGCACUGUUAUGUUGGUCGGGGAGUCAGGACUCCUGGGUUCACAGGCCAGUUCUGCUGCUAAUUAGUUGUGUGACCUUGGGUAUGUCACUUCACGUCUCCAUCUCAGUGUCCUCUGUAAAGUGGGGGGUGGGCUAGAUGGUUUCCAAGGUCCCUCCCAGCUCUAACAUAGUUUUGUUGCCCAGGGCUUUACACUGUCAGACAAUUCAGGCUGGGCUAGAGCUGAGAUUAGAGUGUUUGGGUCAGAUGUUAACUAGGUUGUGACAGGGGCUGGGAUAAGGAGCGGACCCCCUUUCUCCCCGGUGGUUCCAGCUCUUCCUCACGACUACCCGCUGUGUUCCACUUUUGGGUGUGUGUUGGGAAUAGACCUUUCCCUGUCCGGGAGUGGCUUUUCAGUCUCAAGCUUCUUAUUCGGGUUAAUGUUGACAAUUUGUGAAUUUGGACUAUUGUUCUACCAUAUACAGGAUUCUAUCAUAUUUCAAUUUCUGAAAUCAAUACCUUUUGAAUUCCAGAUCCAUUAAAUUUCCUUUUUGUUG